Molecule: messenger RNA, 1583 nt
Organism: Cucurbita pepo subsp. pepo (vegetable marrow)
Lineage: Eukaryota; Viridiplantae; Streptophyta; Magnoliopsida; Cucurbitales; Cucurbitaceae
Product: transcription factor GTE6-like
Molecular function (GO): protein binding
Source: RefSeq, a predicted model, not a curated record
GAGACCAAAUUCCCCUUUGGAAUCCAAGGUCCGGUUUUUGAGAGCAAGGAGGACUGUUCAUAUCGAACUAGCGUCUUCUUCUUCUUCCUCGAAUCCGUAGAGUUAGAUGGAUCCCAUGGAUGCAGCAUUUGCAGAUGCCAGUAAUUUUGUUGUGGGAGAUACUGUUGGUGCAGAAGUGGAUGGCUUUAGGCAUCAAGUCGAUGAGAUUUUUCUGAAGGUCGACAAGCUUGAGCAAAACGUGAAUGAGAUAGAACAGUUCUAUUUGACAUUGAAAAAGAAGCAGCCAAACGGUAGUAAAGGUAGCUCUGUUGUAAAGGAUAAGGAUAAGGAAAGACAUAUUCCAAGUCUUAAAAAGCAGCAGCAAGAUGCAGCUCGCAGAGAAGCUGCAGCUGCAAAGAGAAUGCAAGAACUCAUGCGGCAGUUCGGGACAAUUUUGCGUCAGUUAUCACAGCAUAAGUGGGCUUGGCCUUUUAUGCAGCCAGUGGAUGUGGAAGGUCUUCGAUUACACGACUAUUAUGAGGUAAUUGACAAGCCAAUGGACUUCAGCACAAUUAAAAAUCAAAUGGAGGCUAAGGAUGGUACUGGAUAUAAGAAUGUGAGAGAGAUAUGUUCUGAUAUGAGAUUAGUCUUCAAGAAUGCAAUGAAAUAUAAUGAAGAGAGAAGUGAUGUUCAUGUCAUGGCCAAGACUUUGCUCGAAAAGUUCGAGGAGAAAUGGCUUCAACUUCUGCCUAAAGUCACUGAAGAGGAAAAGAGACGAGAAGAGGAGGAAGCGGAAGCGCUGUUGGAUAUGCAGCUUGCUCAGGAGGCUGCUCAAGCAAAAAUGGCUAGGGACAUAAGUAAUGAGAUUUACGAGGUAGAUAUGCAACUGGAAGAGCUUCGAGAACUAGUCGUGCAAAACUGCAGAAAAAUAUCAACUGAAGAAAAGAGAAAGCUUGGAGCAGCCCUCACCAAAUUGUCUCCAGAAGAUCUCUGCAAAGCGUUGGAGAUUGUUGCAGAAACUAACCCAAGUUUUCAAGCCACUGCCGUGGAGGUCGAUCUCGAUAUCGAUGCACAGAGUGAAACUACCCUGUGGAGGUUAAAGUUUUUCGUUAAGGAUGCCCUCGAAGUUCAUGCUAAGAGCUCGGCGAGCACGGGCGGUGGCAACAACCAGAACCAUACAAACAGCAAUAAUACCAACAGUAACAGCAAAAGAAAAAAAGAGAUUUGCGAUGCUAUAGCCAGAACAGCCAAGAAAAAACCUAAUAAAAAGCCCUCUUCUUGAGAUACAAUAGCCGAUGCCAAAAUUUUCCACCUUUGAAGCUGAAGCAUCACUGAUUUUUUGUUCUUGUGUGUGCACAUAGUUAGAUUUUGGCUCUUAGUUGCUUGGUUCUUUAGCAUGCUGCAAGUGAUCAGUGUCUAUGUGAAGAUCUCAUGUCAACAAGAUCUUAGUAACAAGCUAACCCCAUACAUGUCAUAUUUUUUUUUCUUGUGUAGUUAAGACUUUUCGUCGUUCGUUGUAUUCCGAACGGGCAAACUUGCUUUUGAACUGUGAAAUUGUCGAGUAAGUUCGAGAUCAAAUUGAUGAUGUUAUGCUUGAAAUCAAA